Acromyrmex echinatior (Panamanian leafcutter ant) is the source of this 1253-nucleotide messenger RNA. Its product is annotated as aquaporin AQPAe.a. NCBI's taxonomy places the organism in Eukaryota, Metazoa, Arthropoda, Insecta, Hymenoptera, Formicidae. Gene Ontology annotation, molecular function: channel activity. The record is from RefSeq and is a predicted model, not a curated record. Gene Ontology annotation, biological process: transmembrane transport. Gene Ontology annotation, cellular component: plasma membrane.
AUCACGACAAACACAGCAACGUGUAUCGAUGCAGUAUAAAUUAUGGACGUGAUAAUAACGGAACUUUCCGUUGACAUCUCAGGGCUAAAGAAGACGGAGGAAGAGGAAGAUAGCACAUGGGACAAGUCCAUGACUGUUCUGGGAGAAUUGAUUGGAACCUCAAUUCUGGUCUUUCUGGGGUGCAUGGCAUGCAUGGGUAGUAUGAAGCCGUAUAUUCCUGGAAUUGGACCGUCUAUGAUACAAGUUUCUUUUGCUUUUGGUCUCGCUGUUAUGAUUGCUAUACAGUGCGUCGGUCACAUCAGCGGCGCUCAUCUCAAUCCGUCUAUUACAAUCGCCGCACUAAUUCUUGGCAAGAAGUCUCUCAUAAUGGCCGGAUUUUACAUUAUUGCACAAUGUUUGGGUGCCCUGUUAGGUUACGGCUUCCUAAAGAUGAUAACGCCAUCAGAUCUUGUGCAUGGCGGUGAUCCAACGACAACCGACAAGUUUUGUGCGACGGACAUUAAUGAGGCUAUUGGGAUCGGACAUGGAAUCGCGGCUGAGGCUUUUGCUACUGGCGUACUUGUUUUUUUCGCAUGCAGUAGUUGGGACUCGCGAAACGCGAAGAAUACCGACUCGUUGGGAUUGAAAUUUGGCCUCUGCGUUGCCAUGCUGUGUCUUGCUUUCACCCCUCAUACCGGCUGCAGCAUGAAUCCUGCUAGAUCGUUCGGACCAGCAGUCUGGACUGGUUACUGGCACUACCACUGGUUAUACUGGUUGGGACCGAUUGGAGGCUCCAUUAUUGCGACUUUAAUCUAUCGAUAUUUAUUUUUUAAAAAUCAGGAAAAUACGCAAGAUGUGGAAACUUUGAAUGACAUCGAGACUUAAAUGGAAUAAUGCUGAGCGAAAUUGCAUUCUGGUAGUCGGUGGUUCACAAAUUGAACAAGAAAUCCUGAUCGCGCUGGUAUUCUCUCUGGGUGAGAAAGAGGACGUUGCAAAAGUUGCGGUGAAAGCUCUCGUGCGAUGGAAACAGACGGACUUGGAACUUUACGGAUUUCUACUUCCAAGAUGUUCGGAAACGUCCCAUUCGAAAUCUUAUAACCUGAAGGAUCGCAAUGUAUCGAAGGAUGCCACGCGACAAGGACUUUUGCGUCGUAGACUGAUGUGACAGAUUAUUUUUGUACAAAUACGAUAUCUUAUUAGAUAAGGCGCCGUGUACCUACUAUUUGUUAACUUUAAAUGCAACUGAGAAAAAAAUAUCGAAGUAUUGCGAAGCA